CCCAAGGCCGCACCCGGGCGGCAACAUGCUAGCUCGACCAAGGCUGGGUCGGCCAAGCAGUCGCAGGAGUCGGAUCUGUUCGACACCGGGUUCACUCUGCGCGACAUCAGCCCGGCCGCGAUCCGGACCUGGCUGGCGCUGCAGAUCAUCAGCCUGGUGUUCUCUGUGCUGCUGUGGAGCGAGGUGUCCGGGCACCUCGCGGAGUACGACGAGACAGUCGCCCGCGAGUGCUCGCAGCCCCAGAUGGCGGCGCACGGGGUCUGCCACGGCCCCGCGUGGAACGUCUCCGCGUGGGAGGACUUCGUGGUCGGGGGCCCGGAGUUCAUCCUCAGGCGGGACUAA
Messenger RNA from Prorocentrum cordatum, 342 nucleotides. Lineage: Eukaryota; Dinophyceae; Prorocentrales; Prorocentraceae. The record is from the annotation of a GenBank genome assembly.